This is a messenger RNA of Symbiodinium sp. CCMP2592, 420 nucleotides long. NCBI's taxonomy places the organism in Eukaryota, Dinophyceae, Suessiales, Symbiodiniaceae. The record is from the annotation of a GenBank genome assembly.
AUGGUCAAAUCCUCGGGAUGUGAAAAGGGAGCAGACUGCCAGUUCUGCCACCUGCCACAUGAUGGCUAUGCCAAGCCGGACAAGAAUCAGAGGACUUUCUUGCGUAAAAUGGACGACCAGGAGCUCCUGGCAUAUUUUCUACCGAAACUUCGCUGCAAAGCGAGCAAGCUUGGCAUCGUCGCCCAGGCGUCUCCUGUGGUACGGCUUUUGGAGGCGCAGCUUGACGAAGCCCCGCCCACACCUAUCGUGCUGCCUGCGAACAUUGAGCGCGUUGUGGCUCGGAUGUCCUUCGCACAGCUGGUGCAGUCGUCCAUGCGUGACCUGCCGGAAAGCAUUCGACUGGCGUUAGCCGAUUUGAGACUCCAGUUUCCACCACCAGAAAUCCGGAUCUCAGAUCACGGCGCAUCCUUGCUGCUCUAA